Messenger RNA from Aphanomyces invadans, 1302 nucleotides. RefSeq lists its product as hypothetical. The transcript has a single exon. Lineage: Eukaryota; Oomycota; Saprolegniomycetes; Saprolegniales; Verrucalvaceae. The coding region runs from base 821 to 1258 and encodes 145 amino acids. The record is from RefSeq and is a predicted model, not a curated record.
UCUGUCACCAGCCCAAACAUCAAGAUGUCCAUUGAAUGCAACAAGGCCCUACUAUAUCUAUACUCCCGUUCGUAGUAGUUACUACGAUUCGGGAGAUGACUCCUUUGUCUUGCCAAAGCUGCCAGACGAUGAUUGCCAGAACCGUGGAUGAGGGUUGUUUUGCAGCGGGGUGAACAAACUGUCGUGGUCAGACAGGAACGACCCGACGCUUUGCCGACUGCCGUAGCUGCUGCCGCCAUAACUUAGCCGAUCGUGGUCAACGCUGGCGUAGCUAUUGGUACGUUCUGAGGCCGCCCCCCACAGGUUUCUUGCCGCUGCGCCGUUCGAAAUCGACGAAGACGGGCUGUUUGGCUUCGACGCCGAGCUGCCUUCGCUCGUCCAUGACUGCCGCGUGGUCGGCCAGGCUGCGGUGGUGUGGGCAGUUGUCGGCGCAACCAUUUGCCGUGACGAAUUUUGCCAGGUGAAGAAGCCCGCCCCCGCUUCCGUUUCAAAGUUGUUGACUGGCGCGACGGUAUGUGCAUGGGAGUUCUCUGCAGUGGCGCUAACAUCGACGACAGAUGGAUUGGUUUGUGUUGUGAGCGGCCUCGACGAAGCCGCAGAGGCCGAGCUGACGCCAGGAAUCGCCCCAGAGCCGUCCACCUCGGGAGAUAGCACGUGGACUGAUGGCGCGGCAGACGACGGAUUGUUCAUACCGCUCUUUACCGUUUGCACCACGUUUGCUUGGAAUCCUUCAUCGUCGUUGUCAUCGACGGAGCGCCGAGUACACAACAAAUAUCCAAACAACCCGAGGACGACGACACCAGCGACGACACAACCUACGAUGAGAAACAUGGUCGUGCCGCUGGAUGCUUCUUCAGCUUUGGUUGUGCUAGGUGGCGAGGGUGGCGAAAGGUUUCCCGGAGACUUCCCAGAUAGGUCCAUCGAGAUCGAAUUUGACGCCGUUGGCGCAGGUGUGUUCUCUGGUGCAACGGAGGGGGUAGAAGUCGUUGCUUGCGGUGCAUCGGUGAGUUUGCCGGCAGCUUCCGCCGUCGUCGGCGUCUGCGGUGCGUCUGUCUUGCCAGUAGUUGUAUUCGAGGGUACGGCCGACGUGGUCGAGGCUGUGGGCGGUGGUGUGGUUGAUGGAGCUACCGGUUCUUUGGUGGUCGUUGCAUUUCCUUGGCCGGACACAAGCAAUGCGCCAAACGCGAGCAAAGCAAUCAAGGGCGACUUCAUCGUCGUCGUCGAGUGCCGAUCGUUGCUGGAGUGGCGCGCGGGUUGAGACUGAGGUGGAGCAAGUUACCACAGUUUCACACACUCUUGUCG